AUGUUACGCGAAAAUAUAUCACAACAGAUCAUGAUCACUAAGACCACGGACAUGUUGGUCGUGGGUUGGCACCCGAACUUGAGUCGGCGUAAUCAAAUUACAGAUAUAUCAUUAAUUGAAAUUGCAAGAAGAUGUCAAAGAAUAGAGUAUAUUAAUAUAGGUGGUUAUAAAAUUUCUGAUAAAUCAUUAAAAGAAAUCGCCAAUUCUUGUCCAAAGCUUCAAUAUCUCCACCUACCUAAUUGUUGUUAUAUAUCCAAUAGUGGAAUAAUAGAAAUUGCAAGCUCACAUCCUAAUUUACUUAGUCUUUCUUUUGAAGGUGGAGGUCUCGAAGGUUGUGAGAUUACAAACUUAUCUAUAAAAAAAAUUGCUGAAUUAUAUCCCAAACUCCAAUAUUUUAAUGUAUCAGAACAGGACGAUAUAACUGAUGAAUCUAUUUGUAUAUUACUACAAUUAUGUCCCAAUUUGCAAGAACUUAUUCUUGAACAAUGUAAUAUUACUGAUGCAACUAUUAAUGCUAUUAUAAAUUAA
Molecule: messenger RNA, 528 nt
Organism: Dentiscutata erythropus
Lineage: Eukaryota; Fungi; Glomeromycota; Glomeromycetes; Diversisporales; Gigasporaceae
Source: the annotation of a GenBank genome assembly